AUGCCACCCAAGCCAAAAGCCAGCUCCAAGGCCCCAAAUCCCGAGCCAAAAGCUGCUCCAGAAUCUCCCCCAGACACCAUCGCCCAACGCUCGCAGCAGCACUUCUUCCAGACAAAUCCCGUCGAGAAACGCCGUCAGCAAGUUGGUCUCUCGUCUCUGACUCCCGCUGAGAAGAAGACAUACGCACACGUUCACCUCAUCCAUCCCGUUGUUAACCGCCGCGUGCCUUUCGCCAACAAAACAGAGCGCGAGUUCUGGAAGUUCGUUACCAAAGAAGGCCUUCCCAUCCGCAGACUCCCUCGCGACUACGCCUGGGGAAAAGACCGCUCCGGCAGGGAUAUCGGUACCUACUCACCCGACGAGCUUGAACAGCGCACACUUAAGCACUCCAAGCUCACAUCGCUGCAAAUCCAACACCGCCAGUUCCUCAAGAAGCGAGAACUGCAGAACGAAGUAUCCACCGAGGAGAUCAACGCCGAAAAGACGAGGAGAAAAGCCAUGGCUGCGCUCAAGAGGGAUUUGUACGGCGAGAUCACGGGUUCUCUGGCACAGGACCCCGAAUGGGACGAUGUCAUUCCCAUUCCGCAGAACGAACCCGAGGGCGCCCUCGCGCAGAUUGCCUACCCGGACGACUAUGCCGAGGCCGUCUCCUACCUCCGCGCUGUGAUGGCAGCAGAUGAGUGCUCCCCACGAAGUCUACGUCUCACUGAGCACGUCAUCUCCAUGAACCCAGCACACUACACCGUCUGGCUGUUCCGCUUCAAGAUUAUUUCUGUUCUCAAGCUCAGCAUUCCCGAUGAGAUCAACUGGUUGAACGAGGUGGCACUGGCGAAUCUGAAGAACUACCAAAUUUGGAACCAUCGACAACUCCUCAUGGAUUACUACUACCCUCUGAUUGAGGAGGAUAGUCAGACAGUGCGUAAGCUUGCUCGAUCGGAGACCCAGUUUAUCACCACUAUGUUGGAAGAGGAUGCCAAGAACUAUCAUGUUUGGUCGUAUCGCCAGUAUCUCGUCUCCAAGCUGUCCAUGUGGACUAUGAGCGAGCUUCUCUCUACGCAGAACCACAUUGAGGAAGAUGUGCGAAACAACUCAGCCUGGUCGCACCGCUUCUACCUGGUCUUUUCAGACCCAACAGCCUCCACGCCUAGUUCAGGGCCUACAGAAGCAGACCCUCGCGUUCCAGCCGAAACGCUUGAUCGUGAGAUCAACUACUCCAAAGAAAAGAUCAGUCUCGCACCACAGAACCAGUCUCCAUGGAACUAUCUCUUUGCGGUACUGGCCAAGGGUUCUCGGCCUCUGUCCUCCCUCAAGGACUUUGCCGAAGGCUUUGUUAGCGCACUUGGUGAUGAGGCAGAGGAAGUGCGAAGCUCUCACGCGCUUGAUUUCUUGGCCAAAUUGUACGAUGAAGAAGGUGACAAGGAGAAGGCUGAGCUUUGUCUGCGACGUCUAGGUGAGAAGUGGGAUCCUGUGCGAGAGGGAUAUUGGAAGUAUAGAGUAGCGCUGCUGAAGGGCGGCGAGGGCUCAAAGGAAUAG
Messenger RNA from Fusarium sp. VM40, 1533 nucleotides. The record is from the annotation of a GenBank genome assembly. Lineage: Eukaryota; Fungi; Ascomycota; Sordariomycetes; Hypocreales; Nectriaceae.